Messenger RNA from Tachysurus vachellii, 1107 nucleotides. RefSeq names its product POP4 homolog, ribonuclease P/MRP subunit (gene pop4). The record is from RefSeq and is a predicted model, not a curated record. Gene Ontology annotation, cellular component: ribonuclease MRP complex; ribonuclease P complex. Gene Ontology annotation, biological process: tRNA 5'-leader removal; rRNA processing. NCBI's taxonomy places the organism in Eukaryota, Metazoa, Chordata, Actinopteri, Siluriformes, Bagridae. The transcript is spliced from 7 exons. The coding region runs from base 132 to 875 and encodes 247 amino acids. Gene Ontology annotation, molecular function: ribonuclease P RNA binding.
GCAGGAGGUGGGACUUAAAGUGAUUAAAGUAUUUAACCGGAAGAGAAAAGCACGUGUUGUAAAUCUGCGGUACUGUUUGUUGUGAUUAUUUUAUUUACCUUUUUUCCUGCGUGUGAAAGAAAUAAGCGGAAAUGGAAAAUUUGGUGUUGUUUAGACUUCAGCAUGAAGAAAGUAAACUGCUGGGAGUUCAGUCCCAGCAUGGGGAAACUGCUGAGAAGUUCACCAGGGCCUUCCUGAAGAGCAGCGCUCCUCGACUGAGCUGUAGGGAAGCAGAAGACGCCCUGCAGCGUAAAGCUGUGAUGCUGCACUACGCACGAGAGAAGAAGAAGAGAGGAACAAAGACAAAGGCUAAAGGACUUAACGCUAAAGAGAGGAGAGCACUGAGAGUGUUUAAGCUGAAACCUGAGCACCAGAAGUAUGAUCUGUUCCUGCCGCUGCAUGGUCUGUGGAAGCAGUACAUCACUGAGCUGUGUAACGGCCUCAGACCCGACAAUAACCCUCAGGUGAUGCAGCAGAAACUCCUGAAGGCAGAUUUUCAUGGUGCUGUUCUAACAGUUGUGCGCUCUAAAUGCCCCUCAUAUGUGGGCUCCACAGGGAUCCUGGUGCAGGAGCUGAAACAUGUGUUUAAGAUCAUCACGAAGGAGAACAGACUGAAAGCAAGUUCGAGUUUCGUUCCAGUGAGAGAUCAGCAAAAAAAUUCAAGACCAGAGGCACCAUUGACCUGUAAAGAAGCUCCUGACCAUCACAGUGGGCUCUGGAGGGGGAACCCACUGGGGAACUCGCUCUGGAAUUCUUCAUCAUGGUCCUUUAGACCCUGGAAGAAAUUUGUUUGUGACUCUGAGACACAGUUUAGUUAUUUAUUCUCUGUGCUGUAAUUUAUCAGGUUGUUUAGAAAUGCAGAAGUUCUAAUAUCCUCCUCUUCAUGUUCGCUCUCUCAGGAUGUAAAGAAACAAAACAUUUACAGAUCAUUUAUUCAGAUGUUGUAGAAGAUGUUGUGUGUCUGUGUAAAUGGUUUACAUUUCAGAUCUCCAUCUCACGUGACUGUAAUAAUUCUGCUGCUUUUCUCUGCUGAUCUGUUUACAGAUGUAAAUAAACUGUCCAUUUACA